UCUCCCAUUGCCAUUCAAAUAUCUAUCGCAAAAUGGGAACGUUACUCCAAUUUAAUCCUUACGGGUUGUCCCCUCAAACCUUACUCCCCGCAAACCCUACCGCCAAAAUCUCCAAAUCCCCCAUACGCUUCCUUGGCUUCUCCAGAGCAAGGAUCAGAGCCGUCGGCACAAUCCCCGCCGGCGGCGAACCGGAAGCCGCGGCACCCCCCGAAGAGUCACCCUCGGUCACCUUCGCAUUCGUUCAUUCGGUGCUGCUUCCCGAUGGGACGCCGGACGUGCAUUUCCGGAAGGCUUGCGGCGGGCAGAAGCUCAGAGACAUCAUGUUGGAUUCCAAUAUUGAAUUGUAUGGGCCAUAUUCCAGGCCGCUGCUAAACUGUGGGGGAGGAGGGACCUGCGCCACAUGCCUUGUUGAGGUCAUUGAAGGAAAGGAACUGCUAAGCCCGCGAACAGAUAAAGAGAAGGAGAAGCUCAAACGGAAUCCGAAAAAUUGGAGGCUUGCUUGUCAGACUACAGUUGGCAAACCAGAUUCUAGGGGCCUGGUUGUGAUCCAACAACUGCCAGAGUGGAAAGGGCAUGAAUGGCAUUACAAUACUGAGCCACCUUCAGAACCCUGAAUAGUGAAUAAUAUGCUUUCCCUUUUUCACUUUUUACACCUGAAACUUAAUUUCUUCCAAUUAAAAUUCAGUGAUUUUUUAAUUCAAAGAACAUCACCUUACACCCA
Messenger RNA from Diospyros lotus (date-plum), 721 nucleotides. Its product is annotated as photosynthetic NDH subunit of subcomplex B 3, chloroplastic. Gene Ontology annotation, cellular component: chloroplast thylakoid membrane. Gene Ontology annotation, molecular function: 2 iron, 2 sulfur cluster binding. Lineage: Eukaryota; Viridiplantae; Streptophyta; Magnoliopsida; Ericales; Ebenaceae. The transcript has 6 exons. Bases 33 to 614 code for a protein of 193 amino acids. The record is from RefSeq and is a predicted model, not a curated record. Gene Ontology annotation, biological process: P450-containing electron transport chain.